Molecule: messenger RNA, 3662 nt
Organism: Tympanuchus pallidicinctus (lesser prairie-chicken)
Lineage: Eukaryota; Metazoa; Chordata; Aves; Galliformes; Phasianidae
Gene: SRSF11
Product: serine and arginine rich splicing factor 11
Exons: 13
Coding region: 363-1742 (459 amino acids)
Biological process (GO): RNA splicing
Cellular component (GO): nucleoplasm
Molecular function (GO): RNA binding
Source: RefSeq, a predicted model, not a curated record
GACGCGUGGGACUCAGCGGCACCGCCGAAGCCUUCAGAGCCGUCCCGACGCACGAACACGACGCCAAACGCCUCGCAGCCGCCGGCCCCAUCCCCGCUCCGCGCGUGUGCGAUGCGUCCCGCGCGCCCCUGAGCACCCAGUACGCGUGCGCGGAGGCGGAGCGACGCUCUCCACACGGCUGCGCAGGCGCCGUUCCCGUGCCUUCCCGGGCGGGGCAAGGGACGCGCGCGUGCGCAUGCGCGGUCGCCUGCGCUCCGCGCCGCGAGGCUGCGUGGGUCGGCGGGGCGCGCGCGCUGCGCCUGCGCGGGGGCGGCGGCGGGGGAUUGUGGGAUACUGCGGCCCAGGCAGGCUGCUCCGGCGCGAUGGCCUCGAGCAGCGGCACCGACGUGAUCCAGGUCACCAACGUCUCCCCCAGCGCCAGCUCCGAGCAGAUGCGGACGCUCUUCGGUUUCCUCGGAAAGAUCGAGGAGCUGCGCCUCUUCCCCCCGGAUGACUCUCCUUUGCCCGUGUCAUCCCGUGUGUGCUUUGUAAAGUUCCACGAUCCCGACUCGGCGGUUGUGGCCCAGCACCUGACGAACACGGUGUUCGUCGACAGAGCGCUGAUAGUCGUUCCGUAUGCAGAAGGAGUCAUUCCUGAUGAGACUAAGGCUUUGUCUCUCUUGGCACCAGCCAAUGCUGUGGCAGGUCUGCUGCCUGGAGGUGGACUCCUGCCUACUCCCAACCCACUUUCUCAGAUUGGUGCUGUUCCUUUAGCUGCUCUCGGAGCUCCUGCUCUCGAUCCUGCCCUUGCUGCUCUCGGGCUUCCUGGAGCAAACUUAAACUCUCAGUCUCUUGCAGCAGAUCAACUCCUCAAACUGAUGAGCACAGUGGAUCCAAAGUUGAACCAUGUAGCUGCAGGUCUUGUUUCACCAAGUCUGAAAUCAGAUACCUCCAGUAAAGAAAUAGAAGAAGCUAUGAAAAGAGUACGAGAAGCACAGUCGUUAAUUUCUGCUGCUAUAGAGCCAGACAAAAAAGAUGAAAAAAGAAGGCAUUCAAGGUCAAGAUCGCGCUCGAGGAGGAGGAGGACACCUUCUUCAUCCAGACACAGACGGUCAAGAAGCAGAUCAAGGAGAAGGUCCCAUUCAAAAUCAAGAAGCAGGAGGCGAUCUAAAAGUCCCAGGCGAAGGAGAUCUCAUUCCAGAGAGAGAAGUAGAAGAUCAAGGAGCACAUCCAAAACCAGGGAUAAAAAGAAAGAAGAGAAAGAAAAGAAACGUUCUAAGACUCCCCCCAAGAGCUACAGCACAACGAGGAGAUCCAGAAGCACAAGCAGAGAAAGACGGCGCAGAAGAAGCAGGAGUGGAACACGGUCACCUAAAAAGCCCAGGUCACCUAAAAGGAAAAUGUCACGGUCCCCAUCUCCCAGAAGGCAUAAAAAGGAAAAAAAGAAGGAUAAAGACAAAGAGAGAAGUAGAGAUGAGAGGGAACGGUCAACCAGCAAGAAAAAAAAAAGCAAAGACAAAGAGAAGGAUCGGGAACGGAAAUCUGAGAGCGAUAAGGAUGUGAAACAGGUCACAAGGGAUUAUGAUGAAGAGGAACAGGGAUAUGACAGCGAGAAGGAGAAAAAGGAAGAAAAGAAAAUGGCAGAUUCCUCUUCUCCGAAAGUAAAGGAGUCUGCGGCUGAGAAAGGAAGCGGCGAAUCAGCAAGGGAGUCCAAAGUAAAUGGGGAUGAUCACCACGAGGAGGACAUGGAUAUGAGUGACUGAAUUUUGCCUUGGCAGUGAACACGGCUGCAGACGUGCAUCAGUGUCAUUCCUGUGUGAUUCUUUUAUGCUGUACUUGUUAAUCCUAAAUCUAGAUGUAUACAGCUCCAAGCUAUACAUGGUUUGUAAGGCUCCUGAUACUAACUCACAUCAAAAGCUUUCUAGAAAGGUAACCAUCCUUGUUAUGGCCGAAAGGGAUUGCGUAGCCAAGCAAUUUUUACUAACUUGGUGAUGCUUCAAGCAAAAGUAAAAAGCUGCAUGCAUCUACAGCAGGCAUGGACUGUUUGUUGUAUGAUCUCCUGUAGUAAAUCAGCUCACUUAUGAUAGUGUUUCUAGACUUUGAUUCAUUGCAGUAAUAGAGCAGUUUAGGGAAUGCACUGACUGCAUGUUGAUUGUGGCAGAAACAUCCUAAAUGUUCUAAAAUCCUACAACAUACAGUGGAUCUCCUUAAGGGUCUUAAGUGUGACUACACAGAAAAACAAAUUGACAGUUCAUCUGAAAAGAAGCAUUCUGACAUAGGUAGGGUUUGUUUUGUUCUAAGCCACGUGGCUGGGCUUCUGUUUUUGGGGUUUUUGUUUUGUCUUUGGUUUUUGUUUCCUUGUUUUUUUCCCCCCUGGGUUUUGUUCUGGCUUUGACAAAGUUAAAAUGCACUGACCUUCUGGAGGGCUGACUUCCACCUGUGGGUUCCAGUCUUUCACCCCUUGGUUCCCAUCCACCCCAGGCAGCAAGAAGUGACGAGCUGUAAAUGGUUCUGAGCUUCUGUGCUUCAGCUUGGGAAGUGAGAAUCCCUGCUUGAUCAGUGCCCGGUGAUUACAAGUCAGUAGUAAUUGCAGUUCUCCCAAUCAGGUUGUUCUAUCUGCUCGUGAGCUGAACCCGUGGGUACAAGGUAGUGCAUUUUAAAAUUGACCUUUGUAUGCUUUUAAAAGCAAGUCUACUUGAUAAUGUACUUUCUACUUGAUCUCAAGUUGUAUAAACUGAUUUGUGUUGCUGUCACUGCAGUAGUAAUCUUAUGCACACAGUGAUUCCACGUUAUAUGCAAGGUAGUUAGGCAAGCAGUUUUCUUAGUUACAGAAGUUCAACAGCUUUUACUUUUGUGCAGGUAAAAAGACAAAAGUAGGCUACAGUCUGUGCCAUGUUGAUGUACAGUUUCUGAAAUUGUUUUACAGAACUUUGAUAAUAAAACCCUUAAACUUAUACUCCUGUUCCUAUAAAACUGUACUGGUAUUUAUUUACACUGCUGAGUGUGUGAGACUUGACCUCGUUGUUUUCUUCACUCACCUACUGCAAAAAGUCCGUCAGAGCUCCCCCUUGUGGUAAGAGCUGCGAGCGCAGUGACAAAGCUGCUCUGCCGCAGGGAGCUCUGAGUGGCUGCGAGCGGAGGGAACGGGCCUGAAUGGCAGGAAGGGGCAAAUGCUUUUUAAAAGAAACGUGGCUUUGUAAAUCCUUUUGUAUUUCCAUUGAUCUUUUAUCUUCAGGAUGCGAACGGAAGGCGCAGCAGCAGGAAGCAGCGAGUGCUUUGUGUGCAUACAGCGAGUCUGGGAAGGAAGCUGUGAGUGGCACUUGAACUUCUUGAAUCCCCUGGCUCUGACCGCCUGCUUUUUAAUCUGCCCUUUGGCCAUAGGAGAAGUGAAUUUGCCAUUUACAGAUGCAGUGUCAUUUUUUAGACUUUGUAGAAAUGUAAAUUUUUACCAACUGUUUUGAGUAUUUUGUCAAUACAGAGAGGUAUAUGUCAUAAAACCAGUUCUAGCCUUUUAUUUCUGACCGUGCAGAGAACAUGAUAGUUCUUGUAAUAAAAUACGGACACAGAUGAGGUGCAUGAUGUCUUCAUAGAUGUGCCUUUUUAGUUGUCAUCAGGAUAUUUAUAUGUGAAGUCUAAGAACAUGAAACAAUUUAUAGUAAUAAAGUAAACCUCCUUGAUCCUUA